Messenger RNA from Oryzias melastigma (Indian medaka), 2922 nucleotides. It is a transcript of the gene tbk1, whose product is annotated as TANK-binding kinase 1. Gene Ontology annotation, cellular component: cytoplasm. The coding region runs from base 51 to 2222 and encodes 723 amino acids. The transcript is spliced from 20 exons. NCBI's taxonomy places the organism in Eukaryota, Metazoa, Chordata, Actinopteri, Beloniformes, Adrianichthyidae. The record is from RefSeq and is a predicted model, not a curated record. Gene Ontology annotation, molecular function: ATP binding; protein serine/threonine kinase activity. Gene Ontology annotation, biological process: peptidyl-serine phosphorylation.
GGGGCCUCUGCGCUGAAGAGCGGCUGCGGACUCUGACGUCACCAAUCAGGAUGCAGAGCACCACCAACUACCUGUGGCUGAUCUCUGACCUGCUGGGUCAGGGGGCCACCGCCAACGUCUACCGGGGGAGGCACAAGAAAACCGGAGACCUGUACGCCGUCAAGGUCUUCAACAACCUGAGCUUCCUGCGGCCGCUGGACGUCCAGAUGAGGGAGUUCGAGGUCCUGAAGAAGCUCAACCACAAGAACAUCGUCAAGCUGUUCGCCGUGGAGGAGGAGUCCAACACUCGCCAUAAGGUUCUGGUGAUGGAGUACUGUCCCUGCGGCAGUCUCUAUACGGUUCUGGAGGAGCCAUCCAACGCCUACGGCCUCCCGGAGGACGAGUUCCUCAUUGUCCUCCACGACGUGGUGGCAGGUAUGAACCACCUGAGAGAGUACGGCAUCGUUCACCGCGACAUCAAACCGGGGAACAUCAUGCGCGUCAUCGGGGAGGACGGCUGUUCCGUCUACAAGCUGACGGACUUCGGAGCGGCCCGGGAGCUGGAGGAUGACGAGCAGUUCGUGUCUCUGUACGGCACAGAGGAAUACCUGCACCCGGACAUGUACGAGCGCGCAGUGCUAAGGAAGGACCACCAGAAGAAGUACGGCGCCACGGUUGACCUGUGGAGCAUCGGUGUCACCUUCUACCACGCCGCCACCGGCAGCCUCCCCUUCAGGCCGUUUGAGGGGCCGCGCCGGAACAAGGAAGUGAUGUACAAGAUCAUCACGGAGAAACCGUCAGGGACCAUCUCUGGUCAUCAGAAGUGUGAGAACGGCAAGAUCGAGUGGAGCACAGAGAUGCCCGUGUCCUGCAGCCUGUCCAAAGGUCUUCAGAGCCUCCUGACCCCGGUCCUCGCCAACAUCCUGGAGGCGGAUCAGGAGAAGUGUUGGGGCUUCGACCAGUUUUUCGCAGAGACCAACGACAUCCUGCACCGAACCGUGGUCUACGUGUUCAGCCUGCAGCAGGCCACCCUGCACCACAUCUACAUCCACGAGUACAACACGGCGGCGCUGUUCCAGGAGCUGCUGUGCCGCAGGACCAGCAUCCCUCUGCACAACCAGGAGCUGCUGUACGAGGGCCGCCGGCUCCUCCUGGACCCCAACCGGCAGGCCAAGAGCUUCCCCCGGACGUCCAGAGACAACCCCAUCAUGCUGGUCAGCCGCGAGUCUGUGGCUACCGUGGGACUCAUCUUUGAAGACCCCAGUCCUCCUAAAGUCCAACCUCGCUACGACCUGGACCUGGACGCCAGUUACGCCAAGACUUUUGCAGGCGACGUCGGACAUCUGUGGAAAACCUCGGAGUCUCUGCUGGUUUACCAGGAACUGGUGCGGAAGGGAGUCCGAGGUCUGAUAGAGCUGAUGAAGGAGGACUACAGCGAGAUCUUGCACAAGAAGGCCGAGGUUUUCUACCUGUGCAGCUGCUGCUCCCAGAUGCUGGAGAAGAGCGAGCAGCUGUUCGAGGUGCUGAUGCAGGCCAGCAUGCUGUCGUCAGAGUACGACGAGGUGUCGGACAUGCACAAGAAGGUGCUCAGGAUCUCCAGCUCUCUGGACCCGCUGGAGCGGAACAUGCAGGACGUGAAGAGCAAGUUCCUGCCCGGAGGUCUGCUGAACGACGGCUGGACGCAGCAAGUGGGGACGCACCCCGAGGACAGGAACGUGGAGAAGAUCAAAGUUCUCCUGGACUCCAUCACCGCCAUCUACCAGCAGUUCAAGAAGGACAAAGCGGAGCGCCGUCUGCCGUACAACGAGGAGCAGAUCCACAAGUUUGACAAGCAGAAACUGGUCCUUCACGCCAGCAAAGCCCGUUCUCUGUUCACCGAGGAGUGCGCCAUGAAGUACCGCCUCUUCAUCUCCAAGAGCGAGGAGUGGAUGAGGAAGAUCCACCAGGUGAGGAAGCAGCUGCUCAGCCUGUCCGGUCAGCUGAUCAGCGUCCAGAAGGAGGUGACCAUGCUGAUGGAGAGGAACAUCAAGCUGCAGGAGCUCCUCCCCCAGAAAGUUCUGCCUCUGGUGUCCAGCGGGAUGAAACCUCAGGCGUACCUGAGCCAGAACACGCUGGUGGAGAUGACUCUGGGGAUGAAGAAGCUGAAGGAGGAGAUGGAGGGCGUGGUCAAGGAGCUGGCAGAGAACAACCACUUCCUGGAGAGGUUCGGGACUCUGACGCUGGACGGAGGCCUGCGAGGCUGAAGGAGGCCCUGGGACGGGUGUGAGGAGCGGUGGGCGGAGCCAUGCCGCUCACACCAGGACCGCCGCGUUUCCACUCCGGAAACGCCGCCAAUCCUGACGGGACUCUGCCGCCAUGGCGCUCACAGCGCUCGCCACCAACCAUUCUGUGCAGACACGUUUUAGAUUUCUUUUUAAAACUUAUUUAAAGUCUUUUCAAAAAGAGUCCGGAGGAACCGAAUCCUGUCGGAACGUUCCUGCUCUGGAAAACGGGAACGUUUGAGCGGAAGACUCAUGAAUGAAAUGUAAAUAAAACUGAAGCAGCUCUUGUGGAAAAGCAUGCUGGGAUUUUUCUGAAUUUACUUAAACAUUUACCAGACAUGAACACCGCCUCCUUUGAGGCGGAGCUUCUCUCUGCUGCUUCUAACAGAAGGUUGAUGGUUCAAAUCCCGUCAGAUCUCCGGACACGGACAUGAUUGUCUUGGGUUUGUGAUUCUCACUUUGUCAGCCAAUCAAACGUCAGCGUUUAUGUUCAGAGAACCUCCAUGAGAGACGGACGAGCAGACGGACGAGCAGACGGACGAGCAGACGGACGAGCAGACGGACGAGCAGACGGACGAGCAGACGGACGAGCAGACGGACGUGCAGACGGACGUGGUCGUUUCUGUUCCAGGAUGUAAACAGCUGCUCAAACAGCCUGUAAAUAAAACAGUCUCUAAGUCCA